GGGGAGGGGCCCCGGCUCGAGACGGCCCCACGCCCAGCGACUCGGGGUGCCUGCCUUUGUUCCAAGACACCGGGGCCCCUCGGAUCUGGAGAGGUUCCGUGAGUGAGAGGGACUCGCGGCCGGAGGAGCGCGAUGGGCGCGGGCGGGGGCGGGCGCGUCUCGGAGCCGCGGGUCCCCGAAGCUGCCGGCGGCCGCGGGGAGCCCGGCCCCGGAGCGCGGGCGCGGCGCGCCGCCCGCAGCCUCCGCCCUCCCGCCCCGACCCGCCGGUUCUGUUUCCUUUCGUUCCUGCUGCUCCGCGCGCUGUCGGCGCUGCCACCGGCUUGCGGCGCCGCCGAGGAGCGGCCCUUCCGCUGCCUGCAGGCCUCGUCCUUCCCCAACCGCAGCAGUUCGCGCACCGACGGCGCCGCCUGGCUGGGGGAGCUGCAGACCCACGCGUGGCGCAACGACUCGGACGCCAUCCGCUUCCUGCGGCCCUGGUCCCGGGGCGAGUUCGGUGACCAGGAGUGGGAGCAGCUGCAGGAUAUAUUUCGAGUUUACCGAAGCAGCUUCACCAGGGACGUGCACGAAUUGGACAAAAUGCUGCGAUUAGACUAUCCCUUUGAAAUCCAGGUGUCUGCUGGGUGUGCGAUCCUAGCGGGGAACAGCUCCGAAAGCGCCUUCCACGUGGCAUUUCAAGGAAGAGAAAUCCUGAGUUUCCAAGGAAUGUGGGUGCCGGUGCCAGAUGCUCCAAAGUGGGUGGGUGCAGCCAGCAAGGUGCUCAACCAGGACCGCGGAACCAGCGCGACAAUUCAGUGGCUCCUCAAUGACACCUGCCCGCGGUUUGUCAGAGGCCUCCUCGCAGCAGGAAAGGCAGACCUGGAGACGCAAGAUACCGCUUUCCCUGUCGGACGCAGUGAAGCCCGAGGCCUGGCUGUCCGGGGCUUCCAGUCCCGGUCCCGGCCGUCUGCUGCUGGCGUGCCACGUCUCCGGCUUCCGCCCAAAGCCGGUGUGGGCGAUGUGGAUGCGGGGCGAGCAGGAGCAGCUGGGCACCCAGCGAGGGGACGUUCUGCCCAAUGCCGACGGGACGUGGCACCUCCGAGUAACGCUGGAUGUGGCAGCCGGGGAGGCGGCGGGCCUGUCUUGCCGAGUGAGGCACAGCAGCCUCGGAGGCCAGGAUGUCAUCCUCUACUGGGGAGAGGGGAGCCGUGCCUCCGUGGGCUUGAUCGCCGCGGCAGUGCUGGCAGUGCUGUUCCUCGUGAUCGCCGGAAGCGUCAUCUGGUUCAGGAGGCGCCGCUCCUAUCAGGACAUCCUGUGACUGUCCUCACCAUAUGUGUCUGACUGGGGCAUAGGACCUCACGUGUCCAGGAUAUACACGGUGCUCAGGGAUUGAGGGUGAGCGGGGGGCACCUUGAAGAAGCAGAGGACCAUCAUAAGCCAGCUGUUGUCACUUCCUUUUAACAUCUUAUCCAAGGGGAUUUAAGUUCUUUUUCAUUAAACUACAAGUUUCUUUGCUUAAGUGGCUCUGAAGAAACAGAAGUGUGAACUCCAGUACCUACCAGGGGCAAGCAGAUAAGGGCUGGGGCAUGCAGGCGUGCGUGGUCACUGAGUGGUGGAACCCGCAGGGAACUGGAAAGCCCUUCUACCCCGAGGAAGCAGGUGCUUGUUGUCAAGAAUAAACUAAGACUGUGGCUGGACUCUAACUUACAUUUUUCAAGAAGAGUGAAAGUCUGGAUUUUUAUGUGGACAUGCCAGAUGGUAAAAUGUUGACUCAAAACUUUUACAAAAUAUUUCUGUACCCCAGAUACACCUCUACUGGCUGACAACAGCCCAGUCUGUGUCUCCUUCAUAAGAAGUUUGGCUUGAAUGAGGUAUUGGUGGUUUUAGGGCAUGAUUUUUAUCGUGAAUUUGGAUUUAUCAAGAGGGACAUUUUCCCUUUCAAAGGAAGUUAGGUUGUCAAAAACACAGGUGACGCAAGUUUUCACUUUGUGUAACUUGAGUAAAACAGGAGAAAUCCUAGUGUAAGUGUAUUAUGUAGAAGAAAGCUACUCUCGGUAGAGAUAUUUCUAUCAAAUGGCAAGUCACUAUUUCAGGAAGAAGACAGGGUGAAGAUAUGCACCCACUCCACUCCACCCUAAACAAGCUCUCCUACUUAACAGCUGUUAAAUGAGACAGUGUACAGAAAGGACUGACCCGCGUGGGCAUGCGUGAGCUAUAGUGAGAUGGCCCAGCUCAGGAAAGAGCAGGAAACUUAGGGAACAGCAGACUUUCCCAAGGCCAAAAUAUGGAUGGCCAAGUUAAAAGUAUCUGUGGGCUAUCAGGGAAGUCGUAGUCUCUUGGCCCUCUGGGACUUCCAGAAAAAGCGAGGCCAAACUUUUGGAGAGUCUUUGCUUGAGAAAAUUCAGAUUUGGCAUCUUCUGCUCUGGACUGGCAUGUCAAAUCUAGGAUGAAGGUCCUGCUGGUUUCUCCAUCGGUGGUUCCCAAAUUGUGGCUUCCUGCCCAGCAGCCUCAGCAUCCCUGGGAACUUGCCAAUUAUUUUGGUCCCCACCCCAGACCUACUGAAGGAGAGAUCUUGGGAGUGGGGCCCAGCAAUCUGUGUUUUAACAAGCCCUCAGGUGAUUCUGAUGUUCAGCUAAAGUUGGAGAACCACUGUUCUUAGGCAUUGUGUGAGGCUAUGCAACAAAUUCGCCAGAAUGCUAAGUGAAAAAAUUGUCUGGGGUAAGUCAGGGAAGGCUUCCUGGAGGGAGGGGAUGGAGAGGAAGGGACGUGAGCCAGCAAGUGUGCCGGAUAAGGACGCUCGGGUUCUAGCCUCCCACUCAAUUUCCUCCGGUGUCAAAAAUGGGGAUGACAAUGUCUGUCUUGAUUAUGUUACAGAUUAAAUGUUUGUGGCCCCCUAAAAUCCAUAUGUUGAGAACCUAAAAGCCCAAGGUGAGGUGAUAGGGGGUGGGUCCUUUGGGAGUGGGUGACCCCCUCCUCCACAUGAAGACACAGCAGGAAGAUGCCACCUUGAACCAGAAAGGGGACCCUUACCAAACACCGAAUCUGCUGGUGCCUUGAUCUUAGACUUCCCAGCCUGCAGAACUGGGAGAAAUAAACGUCUGUUGUUCAUUGGCCA
Molecule: messenger RNA, 3091 nt
Organism: Manis pentadactyla (Chinese pangolin)
Lineage: Eukaryota; Metazoa; Chordata; Mammalia; Pholidota; Manidae
Product: antigen-presenting glycoprotein CD1d
Exons: 5
Coding region: 133-1317 (394 amino acids)
Biological process (GO): antigen processing and presentation, exogenous lipid antigen via MHC class Ib; antigen processing and presentation, endogenous lipid antigen via MHC class Ib; positive regulation of T cell mediated cytotoxicity
Cellular component (GO): external side of plasma membrane
Molecular function (GO): exogenous lipid antigen binding; lipopeptide binding; endogenous lipid antigen binding
Source: RefSeq, a predicted model, not a curated record